GACAAUCAGAGCCUUGGGGAGACAGUUGAGCGUCUGCAUCCUGCUGCUUUUCUUCCCCUCCUCCUGCCUCAGGCUUCACAACCCUUCCCUCCCAUACCCCUCCUCUCCAUCCUCCACCUGCAUUAAGUGAAAAAACUGUGCUUCCUAUGGUCCACUAGUUACUUUCUCUGUGUUGGCAAGUCUAGCAAUGUCUUCUGGGUUGUCCCAACUGUCAGAGUCCACCCUGGCUUCUCCCACCAUCAAAAAGAAAGGUAUAAAGAAGAGGCUGGUUAAACUGUUCUCCAGGAGUGAGGGGAACUUAAAGGAGAAAUAUCAUACAGCCAGUGAUGGAGAUAAUUGCUUCACAGAAGAUGUUUCAAUGUCUACAGUGGAAGAAGGACAUUUGGUCAAAAAAGGCAGGAGCAGCUGGAGUGAGAAAAGGGGGAAGAAGGAACGGAGUGAUGCAGAAAACGAGAGGCAAGGAUGGGGCCAUAGUCUUCCACGCCUCAGAUACCACAGAGCUGAAGAUUCCAUGUCGAGAAGUUCCAAAAGAGCAUCAAAGACCCGAUCACUUAGUUCCUCCGAGAUGAAUUUGCCAGCCCCAGGCUUUCUGCAGCGGUUUGGGAGUCUGACCUGGCGCAAGAAGAAGCCCAGUGUCUUAGAUGGCAGUGGUUUGGCUUCCCCUGAGUCCACCCUAGUGGACACUCAUUGGUCCUUGGGUCAGCUGAACAGACCUGUGGAUAGCGUGAGUGACCUGAAGGAUGAGCGUCCAAAAUCCUGCUAUGUGGAAGCUUUGUUUACUGAGUCAGCAUUGGAAAGCUCAGAUUUUUGUCCCAAGGACAAUCAGAAUAUCCAAAAAAACCUAGAAAUAUCAGCAACCUUUGAUUGCCUGGCUGAUAGUACUGUAAGUUAUUGCUCCAGUGAAGAGGAUGCUGGAGAUAAAAUUACUCAGCUGCAGUCCUUUAUGUCUUCUAAUGAAAAGGAGGAGAAUGAGCAGGUAGUUCUCCCCUUUUGGGCACAGAGCAUACUCAAAGAGUACAUGCCAGAAUACCAUAAGCCGCAGCCAUCACCAGUUUUGAAAAAACAAGAAGAAGGUGAAGAAGAUAAAUGUCUUCAUGGUGAAUUGACUUACAACACAUCACAAGUUACAAUGACUGAAGAGCAGAUCAAUUCAGCCCCUCAUUCUCCCUCUCAGAGUGAAAAAUCCCUAGAACCAUAUCAGUACUCUCAAACACAUCCGAAGUGCCCAAGUUCCGAAAAUGAAGAGCAAGAUACACCUCAGCUAAACCCACCGUAUCCAGCUGUCCAAGAAGAAGCACUGGCGCAGAAUGUGACUGAAUCCCAGGCAACUCCAGGUCCACACAAAGUCCGUUAUGAAAUCAUCAUAACCAUGAAAAAAGAAGGACAGAUGGAUGAAACAGAUGUGCCUGAGUUGGGAGGGGCCAUGUCAAUAGGGGAGGAACUUGUAGGACCAGAUCUAAACCUGUCACCUUCAUUGGAAUGUCAGGCAUGUGGCCAUCAUAGGGCGGGUACUACAGCACUGACAGCUCAUGCUCACACAGAGCAGCCAAAGAACUAUACAAACCUGGAGGAUGAGAAGAUCUCUGAGCUGAGGGGAGGAGAAACCUGCGUGAGGGCACAUCUGGACAGGGAUAUCAGUUUGGCAGGGGAUGAACAGCAGGACCUUCUGGUCUGUGAGCAGACACCUGAACAUUAUAGAUCCCAGUCUCCCAAUAUGGAAAAGAAGUGCAGUCUCGAUAACGAACAUAGCCACAGCCCAGGGAGGGCUCAGCCUUCCAGAAUGGUAUUAAGUAAUAAUGAGGUAUCAAGAGUACCAACCAAUAGGGAUAGAAACUCCUAUGUGGGACAUGUUAUGGAUAUGAGGAAAGUGUUUGAAAGUAAUGGCUCAAAAGAAGAUUUUAUCCAUAAUUUGAAAAGUGUGAAACCAAAUUCAUACAGUUCUGUAAGAGAAAAAUAUACUGUAACUCAAAAUGAGCUUGGUGAUCUUCACAAACCAAUUUACUCUCAAGUUUUCAAGCCCCCUAAACCAUCUUUGGACAGAAAAGGUUGUAAUGAGUUAUUCCCUCAUUUGGCCAGGAAAGAUUCUGUCAAUGCAGCACAGGCUUGGGAAAGCAGUAAGGAAAUGAACAGUAGAUCAGUUCUGGAAAAGGAUAUGAUCCAUUUACGUGACAGGGAUGUAAAGGUUAAAGAGACCAAACAUAAACAUACAAUAUUACCUCUCAAAGAUCUCCAUGUUCAUCCCAGGACACCUACACCUCCACCAGAUAAGUCAAGGACUAUGUCAGUGUUUCUCACAUCGCCAAAAGGUUGGAGAAAGGAGAGCCUCAGAUCUCUGUCACCUAGACUACUUCAUGAGCAGACAGAUGGAAAUAUGGAUUGUGCUAAACCUGUAUUAAACAAGAGCCCAGAUAAAUUUACAUUCACAUAUAAUAAAGAUGGCUACCAAAACUAUGGUACAGAUUCAUUUUCAGCAAAACCAGUAGAAAAAGCAAGUAUAAAAGUGUAUAAAGGUACAGCAAAAGAAAUAAAUAAUAAUGUCCUAAUCACUAACCCACUUAUAACUAGUAAAGAGCAAUCUGAGAAUUCUUAUAAGAUGACUAUUCUUCAGGAUGAAAGCGAUUUAAAUAAUAUUGGGGAAAGUUCAACUGAUCGGAACUUGACCCUGGAGUCAAAUACAUUAACAGCUAUUUACAAACUUUCAGAAAGACAGCUGAGAGACACAGGUACUAGAGAAGAAGUUAUGCUACAAUUAGCAGAACAAGAAAGGCCGAUGCAGGACCCUGCAAUUAUAUCCUGGGAGCAGACAGAGUCUCCUGAUGACCAAAGUGUAUUCACAAAGAGCAAUACAAUUAUCAGAGGAGAAUCAGAUGACUACUAUGAACAAAGUAAUUUCUUUGGCACAGUUGAAAGUCAUAUAACAGAAAAUUAUAAAGUAAUGGAUAACCCUGUGACAUCAGAUAAUAUGAUUAAUAUGAACUAUUUAACAUCAGAGCAACCUAUAUUUUUAGAUUAUACUAUUCCAUUUGUAACUACAAAUGUAUACAAGGGUGCAACACAAGAUGCAAGCCAGCAUUGCCAUAUUGCUGAAUCAAACACAGAAUCAGUUACACGCAGAAAUUAUAUUAAUCCACCCGGAGAAAUAAUAACUGGGACAGCAGUCUCUGGAAACACUUUUGGAAAAACACAAACAAGAUCAUUUAUAUGGGAUUUUCCAGAAUAUAGUGGUCAAUGGCCUACAUCCAUGGUACUUGAGAAUAUUCACACUGAUUAUAUGAAUGAUAACUCUUAUAAUGGGUGGCACAAAGCUAAAGCUCAGAUGGUUUAUACAUCUACAGAAGAUGAGUCAGAGCAAAAGGAACAAGACAAGCCAAUAUCAGAAGUCUUGACCAAAGCUGGAAAUAUAAUCAUUUCUCAUCCAGAAGUAAAAGGUUACAGAACUGUAAAUAAGACUGAACAGAGCAGUGAAUCUGGAGAAAACAGAAAUCAGGCUAAUGAUGGGAUAGCUGCUGAUAAAAUCGGUUUGGAUCUUGGGUCUACAAAUCAGCAAAAAGCAGACAAUGAAAGUACAAAGCAGGAGCAUACAAAACAAAGUUAUGAUUCAGGAAUCCAUGAAGGAGACUUACAGGUAGUUGUGCAGCACUCUGUAGGUCUAAGUGAGGACAAAGCCAGGAUUUCAAAUGCUAGCCAAAAUGUAGACAAGACUUUUUCUGUAGUCACAAAUGACAAACCCGUUUGUACAAUUUUGCCAGUUGGAAAUGACAUAGAAAACGUGCCAUGUUUAACUCAAAAUGCACUAGUGCCAUCAAAAGAAACAUCUCAAAAACAAUCUACAAUACAACAAAAAGAGCUUACCCACAUACAUCAGGAUGGUAUAAUAGACAUCAAUCCAGUAAAUAAAGAAAUUUACAAUCACAUGAAGGAUGAAGAAAAAACACACCAAGCUAGGGAAAUGUUAUUUCAUAUCUUGUCAAAGGAGAUAUCAGUGGAGCAUGUAUAUGAUUUCAGGGAGAAAGAUUUGGAAAAAUGUAUGGCAAAUGAUAAUAUAGAUAUCAUUGAUCUUGCGCCUUCAAUGGAGGAUCAAGCAGAUAAUAUGAGUGACCUGUUAGAUGUACACCAGGCAGGUGAUAUGUUAGUCUACUUAGACACAAAGGAGGCAUUGGUGGAACAGGAUAAUGACCAGGCAGAUUUUUUACAGAAACCCGAAGAACUAGUAGGCCAGACUUACGAUGCAAUAGAUAUUGUGACAUGUGUAACUCAAGAUUCACUAGUGUUUGCACCAUCCAUUGAAGAAUGUCUACAGCAAGCUACAAGUCAACCAAGUAAAAAGUUUAUCCACAUGCAUACAAUUGUUGAAAAAGAUAUUAUGUCUGAAAAAGAAGAUCAAGCAGACAGCAACAUCAACAUGAACGAUGAAGAUAAAACACACCGAGUUUCGGAAUUGUUAUUUCACAUUCCUUCAAAGGAGAUAUCAGUGGAACAUGCAUAUUAUCAAGGGGAGAGAAAUUUGGAAAAAAUAGAGGUGGCAAAUGACAAUAUAGAUAUUGUUUAUAUUACUCCUUCAGUGGAGAAUGAAACAGAAAAUAUGAGUGGCUCAUUAGCUGUAGGUGAGGCAGGUGAUGUGUUAGGUUACACAUACACAAAGGAGGCAUCAGUGGAACAGGAUAAUCACCAGGCAAUUACAGAUAGGUUACAGAAAUUCGAACAACUAGUAGAUCAGACUGACAAUGCAACAGAUAUUUUAACCUUAGAAAAGGAAACAGAUGAAAAUAUCAGUAAAGGGGAAGGUGAUGAUAAGACAGACCAGAUGUUUGAUUACAUAUGUUCAGCUGGUGUAUCAGAAGAACAUGCCUUCAUUCAGUCUAAAGAUUAUUUGAUACGGAAGCCUAAGGAUGUGAUAGACCCACCUGUAAUUGUGAUAGAUGAGAGUUUGGAGGAGAACCAAGUAGAAAAUAUGCGUGGCUCAUUAGCCGUAGACGUGGCUGGAGAUGUGUUAGUUUACAUAUCCACAAAAGAAGCAUCAGUGGAGCAGUAUAAUCACAAGGCAAUUACAGAUAGGUUACAGAAACUGGAACAGCUAGUAGACCAGACUGACAAUGCAACAGAUAUUCUGACUUUGACGAAGGAAACAGAUGAAAAUAUCAGAUGGGAAGUUGAUGAUAACAAAGACCAGAUGUUUGAUUACAUAUGUUCAGUGAAUGUAUCAGAAGAACAUGGCUUCAUUCAGUCUAAAGAAUAUUUGAUACAGAAGCCUAUGGAUGUGAUAGACCCAAAUGUAAAUGUGAUAGAUGAGUGCUUGGAGGAGAACCCAGAAGAAAAUGAUAGUGGCUUAGAAGAUGAAGACACAGUAGACAUUCAAAGUUACAGACUGAUGACGGGCAAAUCAGUAGAAAAUACGAAUGAAAAACCAAGCAGUGAAAAACCUGUAGUUCAGGAAAACCAUUAUGCCAGUCUCACAGAUUCAUCUUCAAAGGACAUCCAAGCUGAGCAUAUAAUCAACCUUACUGCUGAAGAUAUAAAAGGUCAUUCAAACAAUUCUCAAAAUGUUAUCUUUUUUGCAUCCUUCAAUGAAGCAUCUGUAGAACACAACAAAUAUAAACCAGUUGCCAUAAACCAAGGAGAAAAUGUACUAAAUCAAUCUAAUGGUAUAAUCAGUAUUCUGCCUACUGAUGAGCUGCAUAAACAAGUCGAAUUUAUAACUAUGGACCCCAAAGUGGAACGCCAUAGUGAAAACUCUUUAUUAGCAAAUAAAAAUGAUAUUCAAGCGAUUGUUGAUAAAUACAGAAGUGACUAUGUUACUGACGACAGAAACUUGCUAAUACAGGAAGCACAAAAAGUUGAAAAUAGAAACCCUACUUCAUCCACUGGUUUUCAUUCUCAUUCUGGACAGAUCUCUUCAGAGAUAAGUUCAAAAGUGUGUCAGGAAAGUGUGCAGGAUGCAGACACACAAGCCUCAGGUCACUCAAUUAUAGAGGACAAAGGGUGUCCUGAUGUCCUUGAACCUUCAAUGCAAAAAGUGCUGACAAACCUAUCAGAGCAAUCAGUCCAACUUGUACAAGGCUCUCAUGUUUCCAAUACGGUUAAUGUAAGGAAUGACAUUACAACAGAGUAUACAGGGGAUCGGUACAAUUUGCAGAUUGAAGAAGAAUCUUCUAAAGAUAUGGAGAUGUGGAUUAACACACUUCGACACCUAGAGUCUCAUUCUGGGCAGAUCUCUACAGAGAUAAAUUCAAAAGUGUGUCAGGAAAGCAUGCCGGAUGCAGACACACAAACCACAGGUCAGUCAAAUAUAGAGGACAAAGGGUCUCCUGAUGUCCUUGAACCUUCAGUGCAAAAAGUGCUGACAAACCUAUCAGAGCAAUCAGUCCAACUUGAACAAGGCUCUCAAACUUACAAUACGGUUCAUGUUAGCAAUGACAUUACAACAGAGUAUACAGGGGAUCGGUACAAUUUGCAGAUUCAAGAAGAAUCUUCUAAAGAUAUGGAGAUGUGGAUUAACACACUUCGAUACCUAGAGUCUCAUUCUGGGAAGAUCUCUUCAGAGAUAAAUUCAAAAGUGUGUCAGGAAAGCGUGCCGGAUGCAGACACACAAACCACAGGUCAGUCAAAUACAGAGGACAAAGGGUCUCCUGAUGUCCUUGAACCUUCAGUGCAAAAAUUGCUUACAAACCUAUCAGAGCAAUCAGUCCAACUUGAACAAGGCUCUCAAACUUACAAUACGGUUCAUGUUAGCAAUGACAUUACAACAGAGUAUACAGGGGAUCGGUACAAUUUGCAGAUUGAAGAAGAAUCUUCUAAAGAUAUGGAGAUGUGGAUUAACACACUUCGACACCUAGAGUCUCAUUCUGGGCAGAUCUCUUCAGAGAUAAGUUCAAAAGUGUGUCAGGAAAGUGUGCAGGAUGCAGACACACAAACCACAGAUCAGUCAAAUAUAGAGGACAAAGGGUCUCCUGAUGUUCUUGAACCUUCAGUGCAAAAAGUGCUGACAAACCUAUCAGAGCAAUCAGUCCAACUUGAACAAGGCUCUCAAAUUUACAAUACGGUUCAUGUUAGCAAUGACAUUACAUCAGAGUAUACAGGGGAUCGGUACAAUUUGCAGAUUGAAGAAGAAUCUUCUAAAGAUAUGGAGAUGUGGAUUAACACACUUCGACACCUAGAGUCUCAUUCUGGGCAGAUCUCUUCAGAGAUAACUUCAAAAGUGUGUCAGGAAAGUGUGCAGGAUGCAGACACACAAACCACAGGUCAGUCAAAUACAGAGGACAAAGGGUCUACUGAUGUCCUUGAACCUUCAGUGCAAAAAUUGCUUACAAACCUAUCAGAGCAAUCAGUUCAAUUUGUACAAGGCUCUCAAGCUUACAAUAUGGUUCAUGUUAGGAAUGACAUUACAAAAGAGUAUACAGGAGAUCAGUACAAUUUGCAGAGUGAAGAAGAAUCUUCUAAAGAUAUGGCGAUGUGGAUUAAUACACUUCGACACCUGGAGAUUCCUGAAUUUAUGAAAUAUCAGAGAGUCCCAAGACAGCCACGGCAUUCUGCAUUAUCUAUGUAUGCCACUCUUCCCCCUAUCAAAGAGGAUGUGUGUUCCCCAAAUAGCGAUCACAUUGAUAGUGAUAGUCUCCCACAAGAGAAAAAUGAUGAUCUGGAGAUAAGUCAAGACACAAAACCAAUACUGAAUUUGGAGCAUAAUGAAAAAAAGUACUCCUGGGAGAAGGACUUUGAGAAGCCAAUACAGAUCUCCCCACUUGAAAUGAUGAGGAAACAUUCUGGAGAAGAAGUUGAAAGGACGACAUCCCAUAAAUCUUCGCUUACACAAAACCUCAGUCAAAGGCAAGAAUCAAUCAUUGGAUCCCUGUUGUUGUCUGAAAGACAAGAGAGAAAAAAUGAGCAGAAUGAGGGAAAGUCAUUCUCUAGGCUGAAAAGUAGUUUACUUUUAAGCAGUUAUAUCAAACCCAAAAAAGAGCCUUUAAGUGUAAAUGGAGAAGAGGAAGAAAUUUUGUCAGAUUCGGUGCAUACCGAAGCUGGAAGCACACAGCCGAAUGUGGUUGUUCCUAGAAUACCAGAAAGUCCAAAACAUCCAGUCACUGGAACUGAUACCCCUCCAAAGCAUACUGUGGAUUCUGUUCCCCCUCUGGUCUCUAAAGAACUCCCAUGCAAGUCAAACCUAAGGAUUGUCUCUCAAUUUAAAGCUUCCACUGACAUCUGGCACCAUACCAAAAAAGAACAUGGCAAAGUGAACCCCAGACCAGGGAAGGUUCUACUGUUUUCAGAUCUGGGGUUCAAUGGGAAGUGCUAUGAAAUUAAUGGAAAUGUGAGUGACACAAGUGAAUGGGAACUUCAGGAAACCAUAUCGAUACGGGUUAUCCGAGGGGGAUGGAUCCUGUAUGAAGAGCCACGGUUCCAUGGCAGGCGUGUUAUGCUUUUAGAAGGUGAUGCAGAACUGAAGUGUCCAUGGCUGGAACACACUGACUCAAACAGAGAGCCACAAACAACAUCAGCAUUUUGGGUUGGAUCCCUGCGCCAUGUUGUUAGAGAUUUUCGGGUCCCCAAAAUCAGUCUGUUCUUGCAGCCAAAUGGAGAAGGAGAAAAAGUACAAAUUGAAGGAGCUGCACCUGAUAUGAGCGAAUAUGGUGGGACAAUCAAAACAGAGUCCAUCAUUGUGCACUGUGGCAUGUGGCUUGUAUUUAGUAAGCCAUUAUAUCAAGGUGACCCCUACAUUCUGGAACCUGGUGGUUAUCCCAACAGGAGAUCUUGGGGGGCAGAGGAUCCUCAAGUAUGCUCCCUUGAAGCUGCAAGAAUUGGAGGCCCCAUUGUGGAAAAACCUAAUGAACCCAAACUGCUCCUGUUCCAGAUGCCUGAAUUUGAAGGUACUUGUUUGGAGGUGACUAGAGACAUGAAUUCUAUCCAGGGGGAGCACAACCUUCAGGGUGAAAAAUUAUACUCUGUCGGAUCUUUGAAGGUCGUGGGGGGCUGUUGGGUAGGGUAUGAGAAGGAAGGAUUUCGAGGUCACCAGUACCUGCUGGAAGAAGGUGACUUUAACGAUUUCUCGGACUGGGGUGGCUGCACAGAGGAGCUGGGUUCUGUCAGACUUAUCCGAACGGAUUUCUCACAACCUGAGAUAGUGCUCUAUGAGUUACCCGGAUGUUUAGAGGGUCCCUGCUUGCGUCUUAGUGAAUCCCUGGCUGAUUUAGAAGAGGCUCAGUAUGGAACAAGGACAGGAUCCAUCCAUGUUCUGAGUGGAGUGUGGGUAGCAUACGAGAAUGUGGAUUUCUCAGGGGAGCAGUAUAUUUUAGAGAAAGGGGUAUAUCACAACUAUCAGGACUGGGGAGCUGAGAACGGCAAGAUCUCUUCUGUCCAACCUGUGAUUCAGGUUGGGGGAAACAGCCUCCAUUUUUUGGCCAAGAUCCACAUGUUCUCAGAGCCAAACUUCUAUGGUGACUGUUUAACUUGCAUAGGAGGCCACAUGGAGCUCCCAGAAUUAUUUUCACUUCAGUCUUGCAGGGUGGAGUGUGGAAGCUGGAGUCUGUAUGAGGGUGAGAACCAAAGUGGAGAACAGUAUAUUCUGUCAGAAGGAGAAUACCCAACACGAACUGCCAUGGGGUGUCUGACACCCUGCCCUCUACGAUCUCUAAAAAUGGUGCCUCUGUACUUUUCUAUUCCUUCUCUAUCACUCCAUGGCUUAGAGAGAUUUGAGGGGAAGGAGUUGGAUUUUACUGAAGAAGUUCGGAGCCUCCAGGGAGAGGGGUACAACAACCACGUGAUGUCAGUGAGCGUAAAGAGUGGCAUAUGGGUAGUUUAUGAGCACAGUGAUUUUAGGGGUAGACAGUGGUUAUUGGAACGUAAGCAGAUUCCUAACUGGCUGCUUUACAGUGGACUCCAGCGAAUUGGAUCACUCUGCCCCAUCCGACAGAGGACUGUGUAUUUCCGACUUCGGAACCGUAAUCUGGGACUUUUUCUCUGUGUUGCUGAACUGACAGAGGAUAUGAAGGCAGCCCGUGUGCUUGUGACUGAGCCACAAGAUGGAAGGUGUUUACUGUGGUACUACGAGGAGGGUCGUCUUAAAAACCAGAUGGCUCCUCACAUGAAUUUGCAAGUGAUUGGCCAGUCAUCCUCUGGAACCAAAGUGGUGUUAUGGUCCGAGAGCCGCAAGCCAAUUCAGACCUGGAACCUAGAAGAUUCUGGCUGCAUAACAAGCUGUCUUUUUAAAGGAAUGUGCCUUGAUGUAAAAGGAGGCCAAUGCUAUGACUCAGACCAUGUGAUAAUAUGGGAGACUACAGAAGACAGACUGACCCAGCAAUGGGACCUGGAGGUGUUCUAACACUGGAGCCAGCUUUACCGUGUACUCAAGGCAAAGUGGAAUAUGGAAAUGUUAGCAAGACUAUUUACAACGCAAUACCCAAAGAUUAACAUCAAUAAAUGGCUGCUGGACCAGAAACAUCUAACAUAACACAUCAUUUUCCCCCUGUCCUCUCUAUGCUGCUUUAGAAGACAGGAGACCCAGAACAUCUGGUUUUGUAGUAUUAAAGAAUAUUUGUAUUUAUCCUACAAACCCACCAGAAAAUCACAACCUAUAUAAACUAACUUUAACCCCAUUUAGUUUCGGUAAAGCAAAUAACUCUCUUUGUUUACCUUUAGAAGAACUCUAUACCCUCUUUACAAAUGAGGGGUUUGUUCUUGGGGAAUACCAUCACUUAAUGGAUCAGAGAUACCUUCUGGAAAACUAGGAAUUGCAGGUACUGCAAGUUACAAAGUAGUCAAUGUAAUCUUUCAGCUGCAAACAUGUUAACAUUAAUCAAGAGGACAUUUUUUAUAUGCUAGCACCACCCAAUGGAAAACAGCAGCAGACAAAAUGGCCCAUGUCCCUCUAGCGUAACAACAUAUCUUAAAAAGAUAUACACUUCUCCUUUACUCCAUAUGCAAGAAAUGUGAAGAAGCUGUGCAAUACAGGGAGCAGAAUCCUGUAUAUAGUGUUUGCUAGCACAAUAAUCUUUUACACAAAGAUACACUUUUAUUUAUAUUUACUGUAAAUGUAUAUUUUUAUACAGAUAUUCAUACCUUCUCCUUUUCAAGUUCACAAGCUCUGGGUGGUUUUGUACAUACUGUAUUGGGGACAUUAAAAAUGACAUUAUUUAA
Molecule: messenger RNA, 11124 nt
Organism: Xenopus laevis (African clawed frog)
Lineage: Eukaryota; Metazoa; Chordata; Amphibia; Anura; Pipidae
Gene: crybg2.L
Product: crystallin beta-gamma domain containing 2 L homeolog
Exons: 22
Coding region: 188-10309 (3373 amino acids)
Molecular function (GO): carbohydrate binding
Source: RefSeq, a predicted model, not a curated record